Molecule: messenger RNA, 1056 nt
Organism: Dothidotthia symphoricarpi CBS 119687
Lineage: Eukaryota; Fungi; Ascomycota; Dothideomycetes; Pleosporales; Dothidotthiaceae
Product: voltage-gated potassium channel subunit beta-1 channel subunit beta-1
Exons: 3
Coding region: 1-1056 (351 amino acids)
Source: RefSeq, a predicted model, not a curated record
AUGGCGUGGGAAGAACCGCGAAAAACAGGCAUGCAGUACCGGCGACUGGGCAACUCCGGGCUGCACGUCUCCGCCCUCGGACUAGGAGGCUGGUUAACAUUCGGCGGGCACGUCGAGAACGAGCAAACAUUCACAUGCAUGAACCGCGCCUACACCAGCGGGAUAACCUUCUUCGACACCGCCGAGUCCUACUCAGGCGGGCAAUCCGAAAUAAUAAUGGGCCAAGCGAUCAAGAAAUUCGGCUGGAAGCGCUCCGACAUAGUAAUCAGCACGAAACUGAACUACGGCGCUGCAAACGGCGACGUGCUGGUCAACAACCACGGCCUCUCGCGGAAACACAUCAUCGAGGGUCUGCGCGCGUCGCUCAACAGGCUCGAUCUCGAAUACGUCGAUAUUGUGUAUGCGCACCGCCCAGAUCGGCUGACGCCGAUGGAAGAAACGGUGCGCGCGUUCAACUAUGUGAUUGAGCAGCGGGGGUGGGCGCUGUACUGGGGCACGUCGGAGUGGGCGGCUGACGAGAUCGCCGAGGCGUGCGGGGUUGCGAAGCAGCUUGGUUUGGUGGGGCCGGUGGUGGAGCAGCCGCAGUAUAAUCUGCUUGCGCGGGAGAAGGUCGAGGGGGAGUUUCAGCGGCUGUAUAGUAGGUUUGGGAUUGGGUUGACUGUUUUUUCGCCGUUGAAGUUUGGCGUGCUGAGUGGGAAGUAUGAUGAUUCGCCUGAGGCGCCGCCUGUGGGGUCGCGGUUUUCGAACAAGAAUGAUAGGUUUGUGGAUGGGAUGAGGGAGGCGUAUGGGAAUGAGGAGUGGAGGGGGAUGAUUGGUAAGGCGAGGAAACUCAAGCCCAUUGCUGAUAGACUCGGUAUCAGCCAGGCUCAGCUUUCACUGGCGUGGUGCUUGAAGAACCCUAAUGUGUCGUCUGUCAUCACGGGGGCGUCGCGGCCGGAGCAGAUCGUCGAGAACUGUGCGGCGCUGCAGGCGUUGGACAAGCUUACACCGGAAGUGAUGAAGGAAAUUGAUGAGAUUGUUGGAUCGAUUCAACUGGCUCCAGCGAGGCAGGAUUGA